Molecule: messenger RNA, 755 nt
Organism: Protopterus annectens (West African lungfish)
Lineage: Eukaryota; Metazoa; Chordata; Ceratodontiformes; Protopteridae
Gene: MRPL14
Product: mitochondrial ribosomal protein L14
Exons: 3
Coding region: 95-532 (145 amino acids)
Biological process (GO): translation
Cellular component (GO): mitochondrion; ribosome
Molecular function (GO): structural constituent of ribosome
Source: RefSeq, a predicted model, not a curated record
UUUAAGGUCAGUUCGGUACAGUUUGAUGACGUAUUUUUUCGAUCCUUUUGUGUGUUUCUUAUGCUGUUAUAAGACUUCUUGUUAGUUGACUUCCAUGGCACUGUUACAGAGAGGCUGUGCAUUGUUGCUGACCCAUGCACAUGAACUGAAUCGGAGACUAUUCAGCAUCACAGCAGCUUGCACUGCAAUUCAGAAAAUGACUAGAGUUCGUGUGGUGGACAAUAGUACACUGGCAACCACACCCUACCAUCGACCUCCAAGAUGCAUUCAUGUGUACAACAAAACUGGAGUGGGCAAAGUUGGAGACAAAAUACUGUUGGCAAUCAGGGGGCAAAAGAAAAAAGCUUUAAUUGUAGGUCACAAAAUGCCAGGUCCUACAAUGUCACCCCGGUUUGACUCUAACAAUGUGGUUCUCAUUGAAGACAAUGGAAAUCCAACAGGGACAAGAAUUCGAGUGCCUUUGCCUUCCAGUCUCCGAAAGCGAGAAGGGGAGUUUUCCAAAGUGCUGGCUAUUGCUCAAAAGUUUGUAUGAGAGUUGAAAAUACAGAAGGCAUCCACUGGACAUGAGCUUAAAAAGAUGUAUUGCUAGAUACUACCUUUUUGUAAAGCACCUUGUGUAGUAGUAGAACACACAGAAGACUGACUUUGAUUUCACUGUUUCAUCGUCUGUUUCACUUUGGUUUUAAUGUAAUCUAGAUGUAAACCUCUUUUCUAAAUGAUGGAAAUAUUAAAACCGAGCACUGUUUUUUUUUUUU